CCACGAUUAAUGCAGUGCAGUUCCACCUCGCUAUCGCUUGGUAUCGGCGCGUGGCGUGCUGGCGCGCCAUGGCGGCGUGCUGGCGUCAACCCGCGUCAACCCCGGGCAGCGCAUUCCCGCACCGGCCGGCAUGGAGGCGCCGUCCUGUUGCCUCCUCCUGCUCGCCCUGAGCGGGGCCCUGGGCCCGGCCCUGGCGGCCCCCCGGACCCACAUUGACACGGCGGACACGACGGACAUGUGGGAGACGGGCUUCCGCCUCGACGGCCACCUGGUGCCCACGCACUACCAGAUCACCCUCACGCCGGACGACGAGACCUUCCAGACGUACAACGGGGACCUCGUCAUCGACAUGGAGGUACGCGAAGAGGCGCGCAAGGAGGCGCGAGAGGAGGCACCCAAGGCGGUGCGAGAGGAGACUCCCAUGGAGGUGACGUGGGACGCGCGGACCAUCAUCCUGCACGCCGGCAAGGAACUGUUCGGCUUCACGCGCUUCCCCAUCGUGGAGGAGGUCGACGUGGGCCCCCUGUCCGUGCGCAGCCACUCCCACAGCCCGAACGACGGGCAGUACACCAUCCGCCUGGACGAGCCGUCGCUGCUGAAGGACCACAAGUACCGCAUCUUCAUCAAGUUCUCCGGCAAGCUGACCUCGGACAACCGAGGCUUCUUCCGCGUGCCCCUCAAGGAUGGCGCGAACACGAAGCUCUUGGCCAUGACCCAGUUCGCCCCCGUGCACGCGCGCCGCGCCUUCCCCUGCUUCGACGAGCCGUCGUUCCAGGCCACCUUCUCGCUGUCCAUCGUGCACCCGCCGCGCUUCGUGGCCCGCUCCACCACGCCGGUGUCCGUCACCGGGCCCUCCGGGAUAGGCGACGGCUUCGUGAUGACGACGUUCGAGACCACGCCGGUCAUCUCGCCGCACUCCCUGUCCUGGGUCGUGACGGACUUGGACUGCAUGGGCCACGAGCAGGACUGGGUGCACACCUUCCACCGCGACGGGUCCGCCGUGGAGGACCUCCACGCCGCCAGCAAGGCCCUGCUGAAGUUGCUGUACGAGUACACCGGGCAGGAGGGCCCCGCCGACGUCUACCAGGCCGUGGUGCCGCUGCUGGACAGAGCGGAGGGCAGCAGCCUGGGCAUGGUCGCCUUCAGGGAGGAGGCCGUCCUGAAGCACAAGCAGUACAAGAGCCCCGUGCGGCUGGCCGGGAUGCUGUCCGUGGCCAACGCGCUGGCGCAGCAGUGGUUCGGCAACGUGGUAACGCCGUCGUGGUGGGGGCACGCCUGGCUGGCGGUGGGCUUCAGCAAGCUGCUGGAGUACACCCUCGUGGACAAGACCCUCCCGGAGCUGCAGAUGCCGGAGCGGUUCGGCGUGAUGGAGAUGAUGCCGGCGCUGGCCGCGGACUCCAGGGCCAGCGCGAUGCCCCUCACGUCGGACGCCAUCAACAAGAACUCCGAAAUCCUCGCCCAGAUGGGAAUCCUCUCGUCCGGCAAAGGUGCAGCCCUGCUGAGGAUGCUGCGGAGUAUGAUUACGGAGGAGACUUUCCAAAAGGGGGUUCAGUAUUACAUAUCAGACAUGUAA
Messenger RNA from Thrips palmi, 1573 nucleotides. RefSeq names its product aminopeptidase N-like. Gene Ontology annotation, cellular component: cytoplasm. The transcript has 8 exons. Gene Ontology annotation, biological process: peptide catabolic process; proteolysis. Gene Ontology annotation, molecular function: metalloaminopeptidase activity; peptide binding; zinc ion binding. The record is from RefSeq and is a predicted model, not a curated record. NCBI's taxonomy places the organism in Eukaryota, Metazoa, Arthropoda, Insecta, Thysanoptera, Thripidae. The coding region runs from base 131 to 1573 and encodes 480 amino acids.